This is a messenger RNA of Chelonia mydas (Green sea turtle), 3698 nucleotides long. RefSeq names its product clavesin 2 (gene CLVS2). Gene Ontology annotation, cellular component: membrane. Gene Ontology annotation, molecular function: phosphatidylinositol bisphosphate binding. NCBI's taxonomy places the organism in Eukaryota, Metazoa, Chordata, Testudines, Cheloniidae. The coding region runs from base 1571 to 2554 and encodes 327 amino acids. The record is from RefSeq and is a predicted model, not a curated record. The transcript is spliced from 5 exons.
CUCUUUCUCCCGCGGACAGCAAGCAGGGGGAAGGGCGUGAGCGAGAGAGGGGCUGAUCUGAGCUGGAGUCACCGGCAGCCGCCGCCUAGGGAGCCCUGAUUGACGCAAACCUGCCAGCAGCCGCGCACUGAACACGAGGCAGAGCCGCAGCAGCAGCACAAGGAGCCGGCGGCUUGCUCCAGAACAACACAAAGGCGGAGCCGCCGCAUCGCCCCGGCCAGACACCAGCCGGGCUGCCGGCAGCGCGCGCCUCGGGGAGCCUGAGCCCGCCGCGUCCCCUGGGCAGGUCCUGGGCUCCGGGCUCGGCGACUCUGCCUCUCCUCCCAGCUGCCUAGCUCCGGGCUCGCCAGCAAGGGGAGCUGCUGUUGCUGAUGGAUGCCGGGAGGUGCCGCAUUGCCUAGGUUUUUGUUUGCCUGGCGAGCUGUCUCCCCAGCCCUUUUUUCCUUGCUGCUGAGGACUGUGCGUUUUGCAGAGCGAUUGAAUUCAGCCGUCCGGGAGAAGGAGGAGGAUGGGCCGGAGACCAGUCCCUCCAAGGCGGCGUGCAGUGCGUGGGAAGACCUGGCUGAGAUAAAUAAAAUAAAAUAAUAGAGCGGGGGUGGGGGAAAUACAACAACCAGCACCAGAUCCCGCGGGUACCAUCUGAGAUCGCUGUGUGUGUAGGUGGGGAGAAGGAAAAAGCCCACCCCAAGCCAUAGGCAGUUUUUGUUUUCUGGAGUCCUUGUCUGCGCUCAAGAGGAUCUUUAAAUAUAGACCAGCAAACGAACGACAUGUAGCUUUUUUUCCUUUUCUUUUUAAAUCAAAGAAAAAUGCCUCUUAACCAUGGCAGACCUUGGUCUUAAAUAAAUGGUCCUUCUUUUGGAAAGCAACCUCUACCGGGAACUCUCAGUUUGAGGAACCACCUUUAUUUUAUUUAUUUAUUUAUUAUUAUUAUUAUUGUUUCUCUAGUGACUGCAGCAUCAGGGGUGAGAUCACUGUUUGCACGGGGGAGGGAUAAAACCCUCAUCCCAAAUCCAGAGAUAGUCCUUCGUCCUGCUUUUUGGACUCGCUCUCUGUGAUCAUGUGGCUCUUAAAAAACCACCACAACUGCAGCUUUUUAUUACACCGAUAAAAUGCCUACUUAACCGAAGGGGCAAACUUGGGUCUUCUGGGGGAAAGAACCCUCCCCCCUUCCUGGAAACUCUGCUGGGGAUCCACUGUAUUAAUUAUUAUUACUAGCUGUUGCUGGGCUUCUUUCCAUAGUGAUUUGCAGCAAUAGGGUGUUUGUGUGUGGCGUGGUGUUAUUGUUCUAUUGGCUUUUCUCUCUACAGUGACUGCAGCAUCAGGCUAUUGGGGUCCUGGGGGAAAGGUUCUUUGCCAGGUGGAAGAGGGGUCUCCUAAGGGACAGGAACAGCAGGUUGCUGGGGCUAAGGGAUACAUUCUACAAGGAAGAGGAGCAGCAGGUUGUGGGGAGAUUUGGGGAGGGGGGUACAUGCUCUAAGGAACAACUGCAUCAGCCUUUUGGGGUGGUGUGGGGGUGCAUCCUAUAAGGGAAAGGAGCACAGUUAGCAGCGACAGAGGAGGGAGCAGCACUAUGACUCAUUUGCAGGCAGGUCUGUCCCCAGAGACGCUGGAGAAAGCCCGGCUGGAGCUGAAUGAGAACCCGGAUACCCUGCACCAGGACAUCCAGGAGGUGCGGGACAUGGUGAUCACUCGGCCAGACAUUGGCUUCCUCCGCACAGAUGAUGCCUUCAUUCUGCGCUUCCUGAGAGCCAGGAAAUUUCAGCACUUCGAGGCGUUCCGCCUGCUGGCUCAGUACUUUGAGUACCGGCAGCAGAACCUGGACAUGUUCAAGAGCUUCAAGGCCACUGACCCCGGCAUCAAGCAGGCACUGAAGGAUGGCUUCCCCGGCGGGCUGGCCAACCUUGACCACUACGGAAGGAAGAUCCUGGUCCUGUUCGCUGCCAACUGGGACCAGAGCAGGUACACACUGGUGGAUAUUUUGCGUGCCAUACUUCUUUCUUUAGAAGCCAUGAUUGAAGAUCCUGAACUUCAAGUGAAUGGAUUUGUUUUGAUUAUAGACUGGAGCAACUUCACCUUCAAGCAGGCCUCCAAACUCACACCAAGCAUGCUGAGAUUAGCCAUAGAAGGCCUUCAGGACAGUUUUCCAGCUCGGUUUGGAGGAAUUCAUUUUGUCAAUCAACCAUGGUAUAUCCAUGCCCUCUACACAGUUAUACGGCCCUUUUUAAAAGAGAAGACGCGGAAAAGGAUAUUUCUGCAUGGUAAUAAUCUCAACAGUCUGCAUCAGCUAAUUCAUCCUGAGAUCCUACCUUCUGAGUUUGGAGGGAUGCUGCCACCCUAUGACAUGGGCACAUGGGCAAGAACUCUGCUAGACCAUGAGUAUGAUGAUGACAGUGAAUACAGUGUGGAUUCCUACAGCACUCCUGCAAAAGAACUAGAAAAAGAUCUCUCUCCCAAAUCCAUGAAGAGAUCUCAGUCAGUCGUAGAUCCUGGGGUGCCAAAACGCCUGGAUAAAAACGAAGAGGAAAACAUGCAGCCUCUGCUUUCACUGGACUGACCGUUUCUGAGCAUUGAACGUGAAUUGGGGUGGAAGGUACUGCUUUUCAGCAGCAAGCAAACCAUUGGGAAGGCAUGUACCAGCUGGAAUUCUAUUUAUUCAUGUUAAUGUAGCAUAAUGUAAUCAGGCAGCAGGUUAUGCUAGUCUGCCUAAAACAUGGGUGCCCUGGGUUGAAAAAAAAAAAAGAAUUUAUUCUGUAAGUGCCAACUUGUUUGUAAAUAUUAUGUAAUCUUCCACUUUGAAUUUGUAAGUUAUGGUAGGCGAGUAAUAUGGAAAAGUGAUUAUUAAAAUUUGUCUGUGAAAAGCACUGUAAAAAGGGAACACACACACAUGGUUAAUUAAGUUUUUUGUCCUUUCUGUAGGAAGCCAUCUUGCAGCUAUCAUAUUGACUGUUUUUUUUUCUUUUCCCUGUCAUGCUCAUGCAGCAUUCAAAGAUAAGGAGGAAUAUAAGAACUUGGAGAUAGGUAAAACCACACUGGUUACUACACUAUGUACAGGAAUUAAUUUCACCAGUAACCUUGUGGUUUUGGAUGGUGACUUGGGAUAAGUCAUGCAUUAUAGGGAAAAAGAGGUAACAGAUGAGCAGGGAACAAAUGCCUCUCCUGCCCUGUUGUUUGGCUGUAUGGAUUUGUGAGUUUUUGUUCUGUUUAGUUUACAAGAGAAGUUUGGGGGUUUGGAAGCUGCUUGGCUCAUUUGCCUAAUUUGGGGCUUUCAGUGUGUGCCAUAUUGGAGUCACUUCUGUUGCAUAUUGUGUUCACUUCAAGAAUUUUUCCAGAACAUUCUCCUCUCUUGGAGUGAAAAAAUAUUCAUCCCAAUGCAGUGUAAUAACUAGUAUUUUGAACUGCAGCUGCAGGCUCAGGGUUAAUUAUGAAACCCUGUGCACUCGGUGACUGAAUACAUAUAUAUUUUUACCAAUCUCUAACAAACAUAUAAAGUGGCAUUGUUAGACAAGAAUAUUUAAUCAAGGGUUUAUAAAAAUCAUACCUAUUCAAUGUACUUAGAGAUAUUAUAGAUUGUAUAUUGAGACUGUGAUCAUUAACAUAGUAGAAUCUUAUGUACAGCAUCCCACUUCAAGCACGGAUUAAUAUGAAUGAGGCAUAGUCAAGCUACUCAACAUAGACAUUAAAGACAUUUUUGUUUCGGU